GACACUGCCUUCCACGAACAGUUGGUUGUCGUCAGUGCCUCAGAGAUCUGCAGUCUUAAGUUUUUGGAAUCAAUAUGAAAUUUUUCGCUGUUUUGCUGCUGCUCAGCUGCCUGCUGGCAAGUGCUUUCGCCGCACUCAAGUCGCCUGUGUGUGGCGAGGAGUUUGGCAAAUUGGGCAACUGCAAGUCGCAGCAGCAAAAGUGGACCUAUCGCCGGGACAACAACGAGUGCCUGCAGUUCAACUACAGUGGCUGCCACGGCAACAACAAUUUGUUUGACAGCAAGAAAAUAUGUGAACAGACGUGCAAGAUUUAGACAAUAAUUAAGCACCCUUUGCCCUAGUUGUAAUGUGAAUAAAUUGGAAAGACUUUGUAUCCUAA
Molecule: messenger RNA, 379 nt
Organism: Drosophila subobscura
Lineage: Eukaryota; Metazoa; Arthropoda; Insecta; Diptera; Drosophilidae
Product: chymotrypsin inhibitor SCI-II-like
Exons: 2
Coding region: 75-314 (79 amino acids)
Molecular function (GO): serine-type endopeptidase inhibitor activity
Source: RefSeq, a predicted model, not a curated record